Molecule: messenger RNA, 1311 nt
Organism: Raphanus sativus (radish)
Lineage: Eukaryota; Viridiplantae; Streptophyta; Magnoliopsida; Brassicales; Brassicaceae
Product: cytosolic Fe-S cluster assembly factor NBP35
Exons: 3
Coding region: 122-1159 (345 amino acids)
Biological process (GO): iron-sulfur cluster assembly
Cellular component (GO): cytosol
Molecular function (GO): ATP binding; 4 iron, 4 sulfur cluster binding; ATP-dependent FeS chaperone activity
Source: RefSeq, a predicted model, not a curated record
CGCGUCGUCGCCGACUACUCUCAAGUCUUAACACACCAUAGCCGCCACAACCGAGGGUUAACGUAUAAAUUGAAACUUAACCUUACGAUUCUGUCAAAUCACGGAAAAGCACAAGUCAGAGAUGGAGAACGGAGAUAUUCCAGAGAACGCCAAUGAACAUUGCCCAGGUCCCCAAUCGGAAAGUGCUGGAAAGUCAGAUUCUUGCGCAGGUUGCCCUAAUCAGGAAGCAUGCGCAACUGCUCCUAAAGGACCUGACCCAGAUUUGGUUGCCAUAGCAGAGAGGAUGAGCACUGUUAAGCACAAGAUUCUGGUCUUGUCCGGUAAAGGCGGGGUUGGCAAGAGCACUUUCUCUGCUCAGCUCUCCUUUGCCCUCGCGGGAAUGGACCAUCAGGUGGGCCUGAUGGAUAUUGACAUAUGCGGUCCAAGCAUGCCUAAAAUGUUAGGCCUUGAAGGGCACGAGAUUCACCAGAGCAACCUCGGAUGGUCUCCGGUUUACGUGGAAGAGAACCUUGGUGUCAUGUCCAUAGGUUUCAUGCUCCCGAACUCUGACGAAGCCGUGGUCUGGAGAGGUCCGCGCAAGAACGCACUCAUCAAACAGUUCUUGAAGGACGUGUACUGGAGAGACAUCGAUUACCUCGUGGUUGAUGCCCCGCCGGGAACUUCGGACGAGCACAUCUCCAUCGUCCAGUACCUUCAAGCCACUGGGAUCGACGGUGCGAUCAUCGUGACGACCCCACAGGAAGUCUCGUUGAUCGAUGUCAGGAAAGAGGUGAGCUUUUGCAAGAAAGUUGGAGUUCCUGUGCUAGGAGUGGUAGAGAACAUGAGCGGUUUGUCUCAGCCGUUAGCGGAUGUCAAGUUCAUGGAGAUUGGCUCUUCCGUAGACGUGACGCAAGACGUAAUCUCUUGCUUGAGAGAGAACGCGCCAGAGCUUCUUAACGUGUUGGCUUGCAGCGAAGUGUUUGACAGCAGUGGAGGCGGUGCGGAGAGGAUGUGCAGGGAAAUGGGAGUGCCGUUUCUUGGGAAAGUUCCUUUGGAUCCACAGCUUUGCAAAGCAGCUGAACAAGGUAAGUCAUGCUUUGAGGGGAACAACAAGUGUUCUGUUAGCGCACCUGCGCUCAAGAGCAUCAUACAGAAGGUUCUUGCUUCGAUGACCGAGUGAAGAAUUCCACUAAAUAGAUCCAUGCUACUAUGACGGUGUGUAGGCUUUUUGUGCAAGCUAUAGGCAUUGUCUUCGCAUGUGUAAUAAGAUUUGCUAUUAUGAGAUUGGACCAAUAAAUCUUGUCGACUAUAAUAUUUUGAGUAUUUGUCUAA